GCUCUAGGGCUGAAGGUGACUCUGUUGUUGGGAAUUGCCCCGCCUAAGCUGCAAUGCGGCAUUUGCCAUAUUAAGUCCUCGGCUGCUCGGCAGGAAGUUGCUGACUCAAUCCGAAAGACACCGUGUGAUUCCUGAUUCAGAAGCAAAACGUUUUUGAGUUAUUAGUUUGCUGAUGACUUUUCCUGUCCACUACCUCCCCCCGCCCCCCAACAAUUGAAAAAAAAAGGGUAGUUUUGUUUGACCAGAAGACUAACUAUCACAUUUCAGGCUUUUUUGGAAGACUUUGACAGAAUUGCCUAUUGGUUACACUAUUUCCUUUGUGACAUAAAUUGCUCCAACUAUGAAAAUGUACCAGUUUCUUAAUCUGAAGUUUUAACUUCAUAAUGGAGUGUUAAGCUUAAAUGGGCACAUUACCUUUUUUGGAAGGAGCUUUGUUUCUGUUCGCUACCAUAAUUUAAUCCUUUUUAGGAAGACCACUGUUGAAAUUGAGCAUAAUUUUGAAAUUCCUGCCCCCUAUAAUCCUUUUUUUUAAAAUGCAACAUUCAGCUGCAUGUUGAACAAUAACCUCCUAAAUGUUUGUGGAAACAUAUUAAUAGCAAGUAAGAAUGAAAAUUAAGACAUUGAUCUGUAUCAACAAAGAAAUUUAUUUGCUCUUGGAUUUAAAUUCAAUUACAUGAGCAAAGACUUAAGUUAACUGUUAUAACUUAAUACGCUGUUCCGUAUGACAGGAUUUUUGUGCAAUUUGAAGAGACAAAAAUGAGCUAGGAAUGGAGAAAAGAAAACUUAAAAUUGUUUUGAGUUUCUUAAUCCUUCAGCCAACAUCACUAAAGCAGAUCAUCUGGUCACUAUAUUAACACUGUGGGACCUUGCUGUUUGAAAAUUGGCUGCUAUGUUUCCAACAUUACAAGUGACAACGCUUCGGAAGUACUUAGAAGAUUCUAAAAUGCUUCGUAAUUAAUGAAAUGCUUUCUUUUUCUUUCUUUCACAGAAUUUUCUUUAUUAAGGUUCUCUAAGAGAAUCAACAACCCUGAUUUUUAACUUGCCUCACCUGGAGGAAACCAAACACUGGACAUAUAGAAGUUACUGUUUAACAUGCAGAUGGAUGUGGGGGUGGGGGGUUCCUCUUUAAAUAUGUAGGUCAGGUUCUGAUGAUGUCACAGAGUCCCUAUCUGGAACCUGUCAGGUUACGACACUAACAUCUGGCAUGCAAGUUUAUCGUUUGCCCACUCCCACAUGUACUGGUCCCAACCCGACUUAAAAUUAAGCAUUUCUGUUUUUAAAAACAAGUAACAAAGCUCCUUUCAAAAAAGGUAAGCCCUUAUUAUAUACAAUAUUCUUCAUGAAUAUAUUGCAAAAUCAGAGUUUUGGCCACUUCAGAAUUGGCAGAGAUCAAGAACUGCAGUAUGAUCUGUCUUCAGAACUUUACCGAAUUUCGACAUUUGCUCACUUCCCUUCAAAUGUUUUGGUGUCUGAAAGGAAUCUUGCACGUGCUGGAUUCUAUUACACUGGUGUAAAUGAUAGAGUGAAGUGUUUCAGCUGUGGAGGCACAGUUGAUAACUGGCAACCAGGUGAUAAUGCUGUUGAAAGACACAAGAGAUGCAACCCGAGCUGUAGUUUCAUUCAUAGCCUGCCUUCAAGUGUUGAUCAUUCUUCAAAUCACUCUGCGUUUUCUCCACCAAAUGCAGCUUGCUUUUUUCAGUCAUCUUUUCACGAAAAUGAAGCACAGAUUGGCCUGGACCGCAGCAUUCCUGGUGAUCCAGUGGUCUCCAGAAGUAUGGAAAAUAUUUCUCAUCAAUUGAGAUACCCGCAGUACAGUGCAGCUAUGUGUAGUGAAGAAAUGAGACUGCAAACUUUUCAGAAUUGGCCCACCUAUUCUUCUUUAAUCCCUGCCGAACUAGCCAAAGCUGGAUUUUACUAUACUGGGGAAGAAGAUAGGGUUGCGUGUUUUGUCUGUGGUGGAAAGUUAAGUAACUGGGAACCUGGAGAUCGUGCAACGUCUGAACAUAGAAGGCACUUUCCUUCGUGCCCAUUUGUUCUGGGGAAUCAGAUGGGUAACAUUCCAAUGAGUGAUACAGAAUCUCAAAGAACAGAUGAGGGAAGUGCAGUGGUCCGAGCUAUGCAUCCACGACACCCUGAGAUGCAAUCUUAUGAUACUCGGCUACAAACGUUUUUGAGAUGGCCAGUCAGGAAUUUUAUUCAACCUGAACAGCUAUCUAGAGCUGGAUUCUACUAUGUUGGACAAAAUGAUGAUGUGAAGUGUUUUUAUUGUGAUGGUGGCCUGAGGAGCUGGGAGGCUGGAGAUGAUCCAUGGGUGGAACAUGCAAAAUGGUUUCCGAGGUGUGAAUAUCUUCUUCAAGAAAAGGGACAGACAUUUGUAAAUCAGAUCCAGACAAGGUUUCCAAAUCUAUUUGAUCUCCAGCUGCAUUCCAAUUCAGAAGACAUCUUGGAGGAAAUUCAGAUGCCAGUUGUUCAGUUUGGACCUGGGGAAAAUCGAUCUGAAGAUGCAAUCAUGAUGAAUACACCAGUGGUUAAAGGUGCUAUGGAAAUGGGUUUUGAUCGAAGACUCGUGAAGCAGACUGUCCAAAGAAAAAUCCUUACAAGUGGAGAGAAUUACAAAUCUGUUAUAGAGCUUGUGACUGACUUGCUGAAUGCUGAAGAUGAAGAAAGGCAAGAAAACAGAGAAAGAAAACUGGAAGAAGUGGCUGAAGGUGAUGUAUUGCUACUGAAGAAAAAUAGUGUUGCUUUGAGUCAGAAUUUGACAAAUAUAGCACCCUUGCUUGACGAUCUAGAAACACGAUCCUUACUAAAUAAAAUGGAAAGUGAAAUGAUCAAACAAAAGCCUCAGACGCAUGAACAAGCCAGAGAACUACUUGAUACAGUAAUUCGCAAGGGAAAUGCAGUAGCUGAAGCAUUUAGAGAUGUCCUGUUGGUACAUGAACCAGAAUUGCAUGAAAAAUUAUAUGUUCAAAAAAGUUUGCCUUAUUCAGCAUCAUCAGAUAUGAUGGGCUUGACCAUGGAAGAGCAAUUACGAAGGUUACAGGAAGAAAGAACCUGUAAAGUGUGUAUGGACAAGGAGGUCUCGGUUGUGUUUAUAAUGUGUGGUCAUUUGGUUGUUUGUACAGACUGUGCACCUUCCCUUAGGAAGUGCCCAAUCUGCCGUGGUACGAUCAAAGGAACAGUUAGAACAUUCUUGUCCUAGUCCUCCUAACUAACUUAAUGAUGCAAAAUACAUUCAGCCUAGAAUGAAUACCCUAUUCAUUGAGAACAUCAGAAUUCUGAUCAGCUUGUUCAUAGAAAUGGUGUGACCCAAAUUACAUUCUAUAAGGCAAAGUAAACAACUUUUUUAUGUAAAGAGCUUAAAAAGUAAAACGUCAAUUAGAAUUUCUGAUAAAGUAAUUGGGUUAAUUAUAAUGCAUACUUCAGUUUUCUUUUUUAUUGAACACAUAUGUUAAUGAACUAUAGAAAAUCAUAGGAAAAGUCUUGAUUUGGAGUGCAAAAUAAUGCCAUUGUACCUGACUGAAUCUAAUAGUUCCACAUAAUUCAUGCAUGAUUAUAUUGCAGGCAUCAGAUAAAAAUCUGCCUGGAUGCAAUCUUGGACAAGGAGUUGAAAGGAAACUAAUUUUUUCUUGUAUUUGCUAUUGACUAGAAAAAUACAUUUCAGCAAUGGUAUAAUGGUCUGAAGGAAUUUUUGAUCCUCUUAUCUACAAAUGAUACAUGCAGAUUUAAUAUUGUCCAAAUGAUACAUGCAGAUUUACUAUUGUACAAAUUAUAAACUAUCAGCUAUUUGAUGGAAAGAAACCUUUUUUUAAAUUAAUUUAAAAUGAUGAUGACACUGCUUUUACCAUGUUGGUGUCAAGUAUUAGAAUAUUAUAAAUCUUCUAACAGCCAGCAAAGCACAAUAAUUACUUGGUUUUGUUAUAAAACCCAUGUUUUAUAUUGAAAAUGACUGCUUACUGAGUAGGUGAAACUAUCGGAUAAGAUAAACAAAAGCAUUUAAACAGCAACUUCUAAGAACAUUUGCGUAAUAGUACCCUACAAACUCCAAAGCCAUUAAAUCAGAGUUGGGCUACCUAAAAUUAGCCCACCAGCGACAACUUGGAUGAAUGUAAAUGACCCAUCUCCUGAACCAUUCACAAAACAACUAGACAUCACCUAUGUAUUGAGUUGGAUAUGGAACAAGGCAUUAGACUUAAUCACUUUGUACCCUGGCUGAGAAGGGAACUUGUCCAGCCCGAAUCUAAUCAUUUCUAAACCAUGGACCUGGAAUCAGAUUGCUAUGACCAUGUUUGGAUAACUGGUCAGUUUGUCAGAGGAGAUCACGUGAUGGGGCAGACUAACCCUCUUUGUGUUUAAGAAACUGGUUUUCUCCAGGUAAGUCUGAAGAGAGGCAUUCGUUGUGUGAGACCAGAAAGACCCUGAGUAUACAUUCUCUCUCAAUCCAGCCAUCCUGCAAGCCUAUGCCCUGCUUGUUGUUUGACCAGCUACACACUAGACAUGUCUUAAAAAAUCAACCCAGCAGUUUCUGACAUUGGAAGUAAAGAUAAAGUCGUCCAUCAACAUCUUUAAAUUGUCUCACAACAAAAUCUGGAAAGACCAUCGAGCCCAAUCUGAAACCAAGCAAGGCAUCCAUCUACAGGAUCUAUAUACCAACUGACUUUUUUUUGGAUUCUUAAACAAUUUAACCCUACCCCUUCACUUUGUGACUUACGUGUGUGUGAACUCUAGAAUGCAUGUGUGAGAGAGAGUUGGAACAGUUUUAUUUUUUGAAUUUGGGAGUCAAGUAUAAUAAAUCCUUUUUAAAAAAACUUACAAGAAAACCUAUAUGUGUGCGUUGUUUACAGUCAUAGCACUUAAACAGUUAAGCACUUAAUGAAUUGGCUACCAGUUGUAGUCAGUAAGGAGUGGAGAAAGAGGGGAGCCAUUCUACCACAUCUCACUUGACUAACAGUUUCAAGAUGUGACAGUUUAGACUUUGAAGUGUACUUUUGAAAAGUUGUGUGUAAUUAGUAUAUCCUUCAUUCAUUCUCUCCGUCUGUGUGUCCCCUCUUUCUGGGGAGAAUAUAUUUCAAAACAUUUUACGUAAUUUCUCGGCUUGGUGACUGGACUCAUAAACCGGUCGCUCUGUAAGUUACAUAAAACCAAUUAUAAAUGUGGAUAAAAGAAUUCAUAAUAAGGAAGUUGGUGCAAAUUAUGAGAAACUAUUUUUGUAGAUGUAAGAUUUUGAAUAAUAAAAUAUUGCAACAAA
Molecule: messenger RNA, 5245 nt
Organism: Carcharodon carcharias (great white shark)
Lineage: Eukaryota; Metazoa; Chordata; Chondrichthyes; Lamniformes; Lamnidae
Gene: birc2
Product: baculoviral IAP repeat containing 2
Exons: 9
Coding region: 1340-3199 (619 amino acids)
Biological process (GO): negative regulation of apoptotic process; regulation of cell cycle; positive regulation of protein ubiquitination
Cellular component (GO): cytoplasm; nucleus
Molecular function (GO): cysteine-type endopeptidase inhibitor activity involved in apoptotic process; ubiquitin protein ligase activity
Source: RefSeq, a predicted model, not a curated record